AUCAGGCUCUGUAAAAAGUAGAAAUGCCAGCAGUCAUUGAGCCUUUGAGCUCUGUGGCCUUCUGUCUGUCCCUCCUCAUGUCCUCACUUCUCUUUCUUUAUCUCCACAGUCUGUCUGAAUGUCAUCUCACCUCCAGAUGUUGCUCAUCUCUCUCCUCAGUCCUCUCUUCUCCACACUCACAGCUGACUGAACUGGACCUGAGAGACAACAACCUGGGAGAUUCAGGAGCUCAUCAGCUGUGUGAGGGUCUGCGGACCUCAAACUGUAAAUUAGUGACACUGAGGCUGUCUGGUAUUAAGAUCAGUGAGAGUGAGGAGCAGAACCUGAGGUCACUUCAGGAGGAGCUGAAGAGGACUGGACGGCAGGUGGAUAUCAAGAUAUGAGAAGACUGAACAUGCUGAUCAACUGACCCCAGUGAUGGUGCCCCCGUCCACUCCCUCUGAAUUCUACUCUUUAUUCUUUAAUAAUCUCCUCAUCUCUCCUCUACAUUUAAUAAACUCUCCAUGUCUUCUUCUCA
Polypterus senegalus (gray bichir) is the source of this 517-nucleotide messenger RNA. RefSeq names its product NACHT, LRR and PYD domains-containing protein 1b allele 4-like. The coding region runs from base 24 to 383 and encodes 119 amino acids. The record is from RefSeq and is a predicted model, not a curated record. Lineage: Eukaryota; Metazoa; Chordata; Cladistia; Polypteriformes; Polypteridae. The transcript is spliced from 2 exons. Gene Ontology annotation, molecular function: protein binding.